Messenger RNA from Jatropha curcas, 993 nucleotides. RefSeq names its product HMG-box (high mobility group) DNA-binding family protein. The record is from RefSeq and is a predicted model, not a curated record. Lineage: Eukaryota; Viridiplantae; Streptophyta; Magnoliopsida; Malpighiales; Euphorbiaceae. Gene Ontology annotation, molecular function: DNA binding. Gene Ontology annotation, cellular component: nucleus. Gene Ontology annotation, biological process: polar nucleus fusion.
CUUUCCCCUUUGUUUUGUUUCCCAUCGGCUAUUGCUAUAGCAGCGUAACAAGACAUGAAGAGUUACAGAGAUUGAAGAAAUCCUUAAAUGGCGAAUCCUGCAAGAACCCGCAAAAGGGUCCAUGCCAUCCUUCGUGCUCCUGAUGGAAGCGCCUUCGAGAAGUGCAUUAACUGUGGCGUUUCGGUGCCGAUUGCUUUGGCUGAUAUGCACGAAUGCGAAGCUGAAAGCAAACAGAUUGUCAAGCGAUUCAAAGGCCUCAAUAAAAAGCAAAAAGUCGUAAAAGAAAGCUAUAGUGAUCAACCCAGAUCGCCUUUUCGAAUCUUCAUGGAGGAUUUUAUGAAGAGUUGCAAUAAUGGGAAACUGAUUAACAUUGAUAGAAAAGGGUUUGAGACUUGGAAGAAGAUGUCAAAAGAGGAGAGGCAACCAUAUAUAAUUAAAGCUAAAGAGGUGAAUUCAGCUUAUGUUGAAACAUUGCUUCAAGAGAUUGAUGAUCCAUUAGAGGUGGAUGAAGAGGCAGAUUCAGCAACAGUUGAAAAGUUUGAUCUGUUCAGCGGAGACUACUUUUACAAAUACAAUGACAACUCUGAUAGUUUUGAAAGUUGCAGAGGAUUUGAGAGCUUAAACACCUGGCAAUGGGAAAUGGUGAAACCAUGGAUGGAAUUUACAGAUACUUCUCAUUGAUGUUGAAGGUUAAACUUAAAGGGGCAAGUCGUUUGGCUAUUGUAAAGUAACACUAGGAGUUUAGAUUUUUAACCAAAAGUAGAGGCUAUAUUUUCCUUUCUAGAGUUGGUGAAGGGUUUUUAAAUUUUGGGGUUUGCUCUAGAAAUGUUAUUUUGGGUAGAGAAAUUGAUACUUGAAAGGAAGCUUUUUCUUUUGGCUGUCCAUAAUUUUUGCUUCCAAUUUGUAAACUUGCAUGCAUUGGCAGUGUUCUCUAUCUCGGUCGGCAGCAUUUUCUGCCAAUGAAUCAGAAAAGAUCCUUCGCUUUCUUUCCUU